Messenger RNA from Radiomyces spectabilis, 1487 nucleotides. Its product is annotated as interferon-inducible GTPase-domain-containing protein. Gene Ontology annotation, molecular function: GTP binding. The transcript has 4 exons. The record is from RefSeq and is a predicted model, not a curated record. NCBI's taxonomy places the organism in Eukaryota, Fungi, Mucoromycota, Mucoromycetes, Mucorales, Radiomycetaceae. The coding region runs from base 138 to 1223 and encodes 361 amino acids. Gene Ontology annotation, cellular component: membrane.
CGCCGAUCCGUGCCAGCAUCGUAUCACAUGGCCAGUUGUACUGAGUUAUUUUAAGGUUUCUGUGGUUCUCGCUCGCAUAUCGCAUCCCUUGUUCCUCUUUGUCUUCACAACCCUCUCUUUCACACAAAAUUGCACGUAUGGGUUCAGGUCAAUCGCAUACAGCAGAAGACUAUUGCAUGAUAGACUGUGCAAAGAAGGGUGCACAGGCUGUUGGUCUUUUCGGAGCUACAGUGCUCUUGUCUCCGUUUGUGAUUGUGGCUCUGCCAGUCAUUGGAGCCUAUGAGUUUGGGACAGCAUUAGAAGAGGAACUAUUGACGGGCUCCACGUUGAUCGAUGGAGUUAUUGGCACUUUAUUCGGACUCAUGGCCUCUCCGUUGGCGCCGUUUUAUGUAUUCUGGGAUUCAAUGGAAACUCUGUUUUAUAACCCGCCACCACCGAAAAUCGUUGUGAAUGAAGCAUACCAGAAGCAAGCCAAAGACAGACUAGGUAUCGACGCUUCCUAUUACAACGUGGCGGUAAUUGGAUGUGCAGGCACUGGGAAGUCUUCGUUAGUAAAUGGGUUGCUCGGAUACAAAGAUCGUCAUGUGAGAGCAGCGGCCGUCGGUGAAACGGAGACGACUACCGAGCCAAAGGGUUACCAUCACCCGCUUUUGCCGACGUUGAUGAUUUGGGAUUUUCCCGGUGCGGGCACUCAGAAUCAGCCAGCGAAUCAAUACUUCGAAGCCUGCAGUCUUGGAAUCUUUGAUGCAUUAAUUAUCGUAUCAACUGAUCGUCUGAUGGCUGUAGAUGUAAAAUUAGCUCGCCGGGCUCUUAAAUACCGCAUUCCGGUAUUUUUCAUCAGAAACAAAGCCGAUCUGGCAAUUCAAUCAAAAAUACGUAAACUUUCCAUCGAUUCAACGGAUGAAACCAAACUAUGGUGGAAAAGUGUCAUCGAGCUCACGAGAGAAGUAGAACAUACAUUCUACCGAAGCUUGAAGUAUUUCGGAUUCGAUGGCAGUCAGUUAUACAUCGUCUCAGCAUGGACAUUACAGGAGUUUGUCGUCUCUUUGCGGGACCAUAAACCAGUUAGCCACUUGCGCAUGAUCCACGAGAAGAUACUGUUAACGAGGUUGUUGGAUCAGUUAUCUGUGAAAAGAAAAAACGAAUACCUUAUCGACGGUAGAGAUACCCAAGAUGGAAAGGCUUCUAUAGAAACCAAUCAAAACACCCUUCUUCGUCCUUGAAUCUACCAUACGUUAAACAGCGUAACCAACAAUGUCUCCCUGCCUUUCACCCAUAAAAGUCAGAAAGUACAUUUCAAUGUGGAGGCACGCCUAAUUUGUAACUGCCUAAAUCGUUUAGGUUGGUAAUAAAUGAGGCUGAUCCCGGCAUUGCUUUGACAAAUAUUCACAUCACGCCGGUCGUUUCCAUUAGGCAGGGUUCAUUCAGCCUUCUAAUAAAUGAAAAUCUUUUUUAUUUUUACUUUGGUCGUACCUAUUAAAUCUGAU